UGUCUGGUCCAAAAGUUGAGAAUGUUGAUGGAGCAGCGACUAAAUGUUACUGUUGAAGAAAUAUUUGGAGUGUUGGAAAGAACCAUAGCAGAGUACGAGGAGGAACUUUCUAGGACAAAGGAGGAGAACAAAGGUCUAGAAGAACUACUGGAUGCUGUUUUCAAACCUCAACUUACGUCCAGCAGGUGUCAGCGGGGAGUCAUGAAGAGGAGUGGCACACCAGUGUGGGACAGAAGGAGCUACAGGCCCCCUCCCACAUUAAAGAGGAGCAGCUUCAUGAUGAAGAUGAAGCUCAGUCCUUACAGCUUCAUCACAGUCAAAGUGAGGAGAACAGAGGGGCGGAGCUUGUAAGUCAACACAUCACAGAAGCUGAUGGAGAGCAUUGUGAAGAUAUGACGUCAGAACCAGACAGCAUCUUUGCUCCACUGUCAGACAUGGACCACAUGAUGUCACACUCUUCUGAUCACAGUGACCACAUCCAAAAACCUUUGGCGAGUCAAAAUGACUCUAAAGGUGAUACGAGACAUCACACUAACAACAAACACUUUGACUGCUCUCAAUGUGGGAAAUCAUUUAGACUGAAGAGGGAUUUUACAAGACACAUGAGAAUACAUACUGGAGAGAAACCUUUUACUUGCUCUGUUUGUAAGAAGAGUUACUCCACAAAGUGUAACAUGACCACACACAUGAGAACACACACUGGAGAGAAACCUUUUACUUGCUCUGUUUGUAAGAAGAGUUUCUCCAGAAAGGGUGACAUGACCACACACAUGAGAACACACACUGGAGAGAAACCCUUUUCUUGCUCAGCUUGUGCUAAAAGAUUCAGCACUAAGAAGAAAAUGAUAUUACACAUGAGAACACACACAGGUGAGAAACCUUUUAUUUGCUCGGUUUGUAAGAAGAGUUUCUCCAGAAAAGACUACAUGACCACACACAUGAGAACUCACACUGGAGAGAAACCGUUUAGUUGCACUGUGUGUGAUAUUAUGUUCAGGUUUAAGUAUCAGGUGAGUAAACACAAGUGUGUAACAGUCAUGGAAGCUGCAGGGAUGUAAAAACACUUAAACAGUGAUUGUGCUAAAUGUAGUUUAAAAACACAGCAUGUUUAAUAAGAAUGUACACUACCGUUCAAAAGUUUGGGGUCACAUGUAAAUGUGGUUAUUUUUGAAGGAAAAGCACUGUACUUUUCAAAGAAGAUAACUUUAAACUAGUCUUAACUUUAAAGAAAUACACUCUAUACAUUGCUAAUGUGGUAAAUGACUAUUCUAGCUGCAAAUGUCUGCUUUUUGGUGCAAUAUCUACAUAGGUGUAUAGAGGCCCAUUUCCAGCAACUAUCACUCCAGUGUUCUAAUGGUACAAUGUGUUUGCUCAUUGGCUCAGAAGGCUAAUUGAUGAUUAGAAAACCCUUGUGCAAUCAUGUUCACACAUCUGAAAACACUUUAGCUCGUUACAGAAGCUACAAAACUGACCUUCCUUUGAGCAGAUUGACUUUCUGGAGCAUCACAUUUGUGGGGUCAAUUAAACGCUCAAAAUGGCCAGAAAAAGAGAACAUUCAUCUGAAACUCCACAGUCUAUUCUUGUCCUUAGAAAUGAAGGCUCAAACACAAAAUUGUUUGGGUGACCCCAAACUUUUGA
Molecule: messenger RNA, 1638 nt
Organism: Entelurus aequoreus (snake pipefish)
Lineage: Eukaryota; Metazoa; Chordata; Actinopteri; Syngnathiformes; Syngnathidae
Product: gastrula zinc finger protein XlCGF7.1-like
Exons: 2
Coding region: 22-351 (109 amino acids)
Cellular component (GO): nucleus
Source: RefSeq, a predicted model, not a curated record